Mesorhabditis belari is the source of this 819-nucleotide messenger RNA. The record is from the annotation of a GenBank genome assembly. NCBI's taxonomy places the organism in Eukaryota, Metazoa, Nematoda, Chromadorea, Rhabditida, Rhabditidae.
AUGACCCGCGAACAGGCAACUGAGAAAGAAAAAGAAGAAUUCCUGGAAGAAAUCGAAUUCAUGAAACAACUCGAGUAUCAUCCGCACCUUUUAUCGUUAGUUGCGUGCUCAACUGAUCCAAAGUGUCCGCUUAUUGUCACUGGGAUUUGUGAACUCGGCGAUUUGUUGAGUCUUGUGCGGAAGAUCAAUCCCAGUCAAGAAGGAGUGGUAAUGGAUGAUUCCUUGGACUUUAAUGAUCUGGUACCGGUGGCAUGGCAAAUCAGUGAUGCUUUGACCUUCCUCUCGAGCAAAAUGAUCGUUCAUCGAGACGUGGCUGCCAGAAAUAUUCUUGUGACAAAGAAGAAAAUGGCAAAGCUCUCUGACUUUGGCCUAUGUCGAUCGAUAAAAGAAACUGAUUUCUUCAAGUCUUAUGGAGAGAAAUUGCCAAUCAAAUGGAUGGCGCCCGAGUCGAUCGAAUCGGCUUGUUUCUCGACAAAGAGCGAUGUCUGGUCUUUUGGAAUUCUUCUCUUCGAAAUGUAUUCCUUUGGUGAAACGCCCUAUAUGUCAAUGGAUCCCACUGAUGUUUUAUCGUUUCUGGAAGAUGGAAACAGAUUAGAACUUUCAGAAUCAACUCCGAAAUUGAUAAGUUCUCUCAUCGAGAGUUGUUGGUUGGAGGAACCGACAGAACGUCCGGAUUUCUCGCACCUUCAAAAGCAAUUCUAUCAAGAGAUGGAAUCGAAUUCCGAAAAAUAUGGAUAUCUUCAGUUCAGCAAAAACUACUAUCGUCAAGAACCAGUCAGUGAUUUGGAUUCAAGCAAGCCGCAAAUGGAUUUCCAUUUC